This is a messenger RNA of Trypanosoma rangeli, 387 nucleotides long. RefSeq lists its product as uncharacterized. Bases 1 to 387 code for a protein of 128 amino acids. The transcript has a single exon. The record is from RefSeq and is a predicted model, not a curated record. NCBI's taxonomy places the organism in Eukaryota, Euglenozoa, Kinetoplastea, Trypanosomatida, Trypanosomatidae.
AUGUCGAGUGGAAAAACGGUCGUCGUGCACUCAAGCGUGCGCCUGGACGAGGAGGAGGAGGAGCUUUGUAAUGCUGCCGUCGCCGUGCUAUCCGCAACGGCGGAAGGGCCGCGUCUCCCCCAGCCGCCUGCCGGCGAUGCGGACGAUGACGAUGACUUCUCCAUCGCGUACGUGGAGCAAAAAGGUGCGCCCGUAAGCCUCGCCUCCGCGCGGUCGGUGCCGCUGAAGCGGUCCCGCGGCAGCCCAGUGGGACCAACAGACGUCUCCGUCGACGCUGAGGCGGUGGAGGGGAUGCCGGACGACACGGACCACCCCAACGAUCGCGUGGCGUACGCGCGUUGGCAGGCACGAGAUGCCGCACGGCCAAAGGAGCUGCUGCUGGGGUGA